Molecule: messenger RNA, 1596 nt
Organism: Colletotrichum tamarilloi
Lineage: Eukaryota; Fungi; Ascomycota; Sordariomycetes; Glomerellales; Glomerellaceae
Exons: 1
Coding region: 1-1596 (531 amino acids)
Molecular function (GO): nucleic acid binding; zinc ion binding
Source: RefSeq, a predicted model, not a curated record
AUGCCUCCGCCCGUCAAUCUCCCGACUCCAGCUGCCGGCGACACCUUCGCACACAAUGGAAACUUGAAGAUUACCAACGCCGCAGCGAACAUCUUCGUUGUGUAUGACUUCGAUGCAAAGAAGGCCGACCGAUCAACCUCGAGUCUCACCGUAGAGUUUGUCAUGGGAAACGUCUAUCUCAUCGACGCUUCGCUAUGCAGUUACUGGGAAAGCAACCGUAUUUUUGGUAAUCUCGUCAAAGGACUCGGGCUUCCUUUCGAAGGUUGGUUUGAAGGCAACAUCUCCAUUGACACAGUAUACGAUGACAUCGUAUGUGUUGUCGAUGGACAACUCCCCACGUGCUGCUCGAUCGGCACCAUUGCUGGCAAUUUGGUCACCGUUGCUGACCUCACCAUUUCUGGUGGUUUCGGGCAAACGCAGCCUCCCAGUGUCGCAACCAACUACGUUUAUGGAUGCCGCCUACUCGAAUCCCAUCUAUCAUACGGCGGUGGCCUUCAAAGGGCUAGCUCUGCCUGGGCCUCGAUGACAUUCGCUCCUGCAAGGCCAUCCAGCUUGCCCACAAAAGAGCUUCCACACUCCAUCCAGAACAGUACUUCCGGCACCAGUCAUACCGUCAAGACGAGCUUCAUAGAUCUCCAUGAUGCUCCAGGAUUUCGAAAAGCCGAACAGGAGGAGAAGAAAUUGAGAUGCGGCGUGGACGACUCGACCUUUCGUGUUAUCUCUGGCCAAACGACUGCCACUGCAGAACAAGGAAUGCUUCAAGUACCAAGCUUGUACACUCAGCAGGCAGACAAGAGCCCAGCAAUUCAGCACGAUGGUAUUUCUGAUCCAAGCUCCCCACGCUUGAUGUGCGCAAAUUGUUGCAGAGGAGGCCACGAGGCUAAGGACUGUAUCGGACCGGUGGAUGUUGACGGUUUCAUAGCCGCUUGCCCAAUAUGCAAUGUACGCGACCACAUCUUUUCCAGUUGUAGCAAACUGCUUGAGACGAAGAAGAAUGCCAAGAGAGCCCUGCAAUUCUUAUAUCUCGUUCAGCGUCGACAGAACAGGGCCCCCAUUCUAGCGAACACUUGCUGGAUAGCUGUUUGGGCCGCACAAGGCUGCCCCAGAAUACAGCUACCUCAUACGAAGGAGUUCGCCCGGAUGAUUGGCCACGGGCUGAUCCCAGGUUACCCAGACUGGCGAACUUAUGACUACUCCGCACCUUUGUCGCCGCGAGACUCGACCAAUGUCGCCUUACUUCGGGAUCCAAGUACCGAGUAUGAAUACGGAAGACCAUCUGGUCUGUUCCCAGGGACGCAAGGCAUUUCCAUAGGUCAGGGCUACAACGCGGUCAGGGCCAAGAUGCAGAGGUUGGGCAUCAAUCUUUUACCAAAUGCCCCAAACCCGGCAGCUUUUUCGAGGAAGAUGAAGAAGCAAGCUAAGCGGGAUCAAGUCAAGCGAGAUCAUACCAAAACGACACUGGUUCAAGGAGAUGGCAGCCGCUUUGCAACAGGGGCAAACUGCACCAUUGUUCAGAAGUCUCUUCCAGCUUUGCCAGCAAAACCGGUCUUCACCAGCCCCACGAUCGUCAACAUCAAGCAAGAAGCCAUCGAUUAA